AUGACACAAAUUAAUAUCACGAUCGAUGGUCCGAUAGCAUCUGGUAAAACAACUGUUGGAAAAUUUAUAGCAGAAAAAAUUCAAUAUCAAUUUAUUGAUACUAGAAUUUUUUAUCGUUAUUUGGGAUAUUUAA
Messenger RNA from Dentiscutata erythropus, 133 nucleotides. Lineage: Eukaryota; Fungi; Glomeromycota; Glomeromycetes; Diversisporales; Gigasporaceae. The record is from the annotation of a GenBank genome assembly.